Messenger RNA from Trichoderma breve, 4569 nucleotides. Its product is annotated as cation transport ATPase (P-type) domain-containing protein. Bases 1 to 4569 code for a protein of 1522 amino acids. Gene Ontology annotation, molecular function: ATP binding; ATPase-coupled intramembrane lipid carrier activity; ATP hydrolysis activity. Gene Ontology annotation, cellular component: plasma membrane. The transcript has 4 exons. Gene Ontology annotation, biological process: phospholipid translocation. Lineage: Eukaryota; Fungi; Ascomycota; Sordariomycetes; Hypocreales; Hypocreaceae. The record is from RefSeq and is a predicted model, not a curated record.
AUGACGACCACGAUUCCACCACCGCCGCCGCCGCCUCCCGAUGAGAGCACCAAUCCCACUUCACCCAAGUCAAAGCUCUCACAGACCCAGAGGGCGAGAUGGGCCACUCGUAAGAUGACGGUCAAGAGCAGCGCGAACAAACGCUCGUCGCUGCUGAACCGCAUGCAUAAUCGGACGCAGUCCAGUGCCAGUGAGAAGCGCCGCAGUGGCGCUCCUCCACCGGGCCAGAACCCAGAUGGUGAUGAUGGCCAGGAUGAUGAGAACCCUAAGCAAAAUGGUGACGCUGCUGGCUCUGAUGACGGCUCUGAGGAUGACCAGGACAACCGUUAUCUGUUUUUCAACCUGCCACUCCCCGAUGAGCUUCUGGAAGAAGGCCACCCCAUCACCGAGUAUCCGCGAAACAAGAUCCGAACCGCCAAGUACACCCCGUUGUCGUUUGUUCCAAAGAACAUUUGGUUUCAAUUCCACAAUAUUGCCAACAUCUUCUUCUUGUUUCUGAUCAUCUUGGGCUUCUUCUCCAUCUUCGGUAGCGUUAAUCCCGGAUUGAACGCUGUUCCCCUGAUUGUCAUCGUCUGUCUUACUGCCAUCAAAGACGCCAUUGAAGAUUACCGACGAACCGUUCUCGACAACGAGCUAAACAAUGCACCCGUUCAUCGACUUCACGGCUGGACCAACGUUAAUGUUGAAGAAGACAAUGUCUCAGCUUGGAGAAAGUUCAAGAAAGCCAAUUCUGCCUUCUUCGGGCGUAUAUGGCGCGCCAUUCAGAGCACGUGGUCUAAGAAAGCUCGUGCUGAACGCCAGAGACGCAAAAUGCCUGUUGUUGAAGACGAGCCUCGAGCUUCGAUUGAAACUGUCCGGACCAGGCGGGCCACGCGCGAUUCCAUCUCGUCGCCAUUUGAACGCCGCGAGUCCAUUGUCUCCAACUCCGACGAUAUCCAGAUGACCCCCGUAACUUCGCCCAAGCCCAACGCCAUUCACUUCCAGCUUCCCGAGCAGGGCGAAGACGCCAAACGAGCCAACGCCAUUUCCACCAUGAAAUCGGAUCUCAUCAACUACGAUUGUCAAACUCAGGGCGCCCGCUUUGGAAAGGAUACUUGGAAGAACAUUGUGGUUGGUGAUUUCGUGCGUAUCUAUAAGGACGAUGAGCUUCCUGCCGAUGUCAUCAUUCUGGCCACUUCGGAUCCCGACGGCGCUUGCUACGUUGAAACGAAAAACUUGGACGGCGAAACAAAUCUCAAGGUCCGACAGGCUCUUCGCUGUGGACGUGGCAUCCGACAUGCCCGAGACUGUGAGCGUGCUCAGUUCCGCAUUGAAAGCGAGGGUCCGCAUCCCAACCUGUACAAGUACAACGGUGCCAUUCGGUGGCAGCAAAAGGUUCCCGGCUACCUGGAUGACGAACCCGAGGAAAUGACUGAGGCAAUUACUAUCGAUAACCUGAUGCUGCGAGGAUGCAACCUCCGAAACACUGAAUGGAUUUUGGGCGUCGUCGUCUUCACCGGACACGACACCAAGAUCAUGAUGAACGCCGGUGUCACCCCCAGCAAGCGUGCCCGCAUCGCCCGAGAAAUGAACUGGACCGUUAUUUGCAACUUCAUUAUCCUCUCCAUCAUGUGUUUGCUCGCGGCCAUUGUCAGCGGCGUGUCUUGGGCCAAGAGUGAUGCUUCCCAGCACUUUUUCGAUUUCGGUUCUAUCGGCGGAAGCUCUGGCGUUACUGGUUUCAUCACCUUUUGGGCGGCCAUUAUCGUCUUCCAGAACUUGGUUCCCAUUUCCCUCUACAUCACGCUUGAAAUCGUGCGAACCCUGCAGGCCAUCUUCAUCUUCAACGACGUGGAAAUGUAUUACGAGCCGAUCGACCAGCCCUGUAUUCCCAAAUCCUGGAACAUCUCCGACGACGUUGGCCAGAUUGAGUACGUCUUCUCGGACAAGACCGGCACGCUCACCCAAAACGUCAUGGAGUUCAAGAAGGCUACCAUCAACGGACAGCCAUAUGGUGAAGCCUGGACUGAGGCUCAGGCUGGUAUGCAGAAGCGUCUGGGUGUUGAUAUCGAGAAGGAAUCCGAGAGGAUCCUCGCUGAAAUCGCCGAAGCCAAAGUGCAAGCAUUGAUUGGUCUCCGCAAAAUCUACGAAAACCCAUAUCUCCACGACGAUGCCGUUACUUUUAUCGCACCCGACUUUGUCGCUGAUUUGGCUGGUCACCACGGAACCGAGCAGCAGCAGGCCAACGAAAACUUCAUGCUCGCUUUGGCUCUUUGCCAUACCGUCAUGGCCGAACGCACGCCUGGAGACCCGCCUUCUAUGAUCUUCAAGGCUCAAUCCCCCGACGAAGAGGCUUUGGUCGCUACGGCUCGUGAUAUGGGCUUUGUUGUAUUGGGCAACAAUUCUGAUGGUAUCAAUCUUGACGUCAUGGGUGAAGAACGCCACUAUCCUCUCCUCAACACUAUCGAGUUCAACUCCACCCGAAAGCGAAUGAGUACAAUUAUCCGGAUGCCUGAUGGUAAAAUUAUGCUGUUCUGCAAGGGUGCCGACUCGGUCAUCUACGCCCGACUCAAGAGGGGCGAGCAAAAGGAGCUGCGACAGGUCACUGCCGAACACUUGGAAAUGUUUGCUCGCGAAGGUCUGCGUACCCUCUGCAUCGCCCAAAAGGAACUCACCGAACAGGAAUACCGUACAUGGAAGAAGGAACACGACAUCGCCGCCGCUGCCCUGGAAAACCGUGAAGAGAAACUCGAGGCUGUUGCCGAGCUUAUCGAACAGGAUCUUAUGCUUCUUGGAGGUACUGCCAUUGAAGAUCGUCUCCAAGAUGGCGUGCCCGAUACUAUUCAGCUACUUGGUGAGGCCGGUAUCAAGCUCUGGGUUCUGACCGGUGACAAAGUCGAGACUGCUAUCAACAUUGGUUUCUCCUGCAACCUGCUCAACAACGAUAUGGAGCUCAUUCGCAUCCAGGUCGACGAGGAGGCCGCUGAAGGCGAAGGCGCUGAAGACAUAUUCAUCUCUCACAUCGAGAAGCAGCUGGAUGAGGGCCUGAAGUCGUUUGGCUUGACUGGUGGCGAGGAAGACCUUGCUGCAGCCAAAAAGAGCCACGAGCCCCCAGCUCCUACUCAUGGAUUGGUCAUUGACGGUUUCUCGCUUCGAUGGGCCUUGGAUGACCGCCUGAAGCAGAAGAUGCUCCUCCUGUGCAAGCAAUGCCGAUCCGUCUUGUGCUGCCGUGUCAGCCCUGCGCAAAAAGCUGCCGUUGUGUCCAUGGUCAAGAAUGGAUUGGAUGUCAUGACGCUGUCUAUUGGUGACGGUGCCAAUGAUGUUGCCAUGAUUCAAGAGGCCGAUGUCGGUGUUGGUAUUGCUGGUGUUGAGGGUCGACAGGCUUCCAUGUCUUCUGACUAUGCCAUUGCCCAAUUCCGAUUCUUGCAGCGACUGGUGUUGGUUCACGGACGCUGGUCAUACCGCCGCUUGGCCGAGUGUAUUCCCAACUUUUUCUACAAGAACAUGGUCUGGACUUUCAGCAUUUUCUGGUUCUCCAUUUACACCAAUUUUGACAUGACCUAUCUCUUCGAGUACACCUAUGUCCUGAUGUUUAACCUGUUCUUCACCUCGAUUCCUGUUGCCAUCAUGGGCAUCCUCGACCAGGACGUUUCGGAUUCCGUCUCAUUGGCCGUACCCCAGCUGUAUCGCCGUGGUAUCGAACGACUGGAAUGGACACAGAAGAAGUUUUGGCUAUACAUGCUUGAUGGUAUCUACCAAUCCGUCAUGGUUUUCUACAUCCCAUAUCUGCUCUUUAUGCCUGCUCGACCCGUGACGAUGAACGGCCUAGGAUUGGAAGACCGGUACCGAUUUGGAGCCUAUAUUGCACACCCUGCCGUCUUGACCAUCAACGCAUACAUCUUGAUGAACACGUACCGAUGGGACUGGCUCAUGCUCCUUAUUGUGGCUCUCAGUGAUAUCUUCAUCUUCUUCUGGACCGGCAUCUACACAUCGUUCACUUCGUCUGACCAGUUCUACGGAGCCGCCAAGGAGAUUUAUGGUGAGGCCACUUUCUGGGCCGUCUUCGUGCUUGUUCCCGUCAUCUGCCUUUUCCCGAGAUUUGCCAUCAAGUCUCUGCAGAAGGUCUUCUUCCCCUAUGAUGUGGACAUUAUUCGAGAGCAGGAGAGGCUGGGUGCCUUUGCUCAUCUCAAGACGGAAAGCACCACGGUUGAGGCCGUCAGCGACGAGAAGAGCCAAAAGUCCAAGUCGUCCAGCAGCUCACGCCGGGCGGCGAAGCACGCUCAGUAUGAGAGCGUCGACGAAGACUUGCGACCCAUCUACCCCCCGUCGACAGUGACACGAACAACGACGCAAAACUAUCACAGCCAGACUGGCAGUGACAGCACCAACUACACUGGCAACCGCUUCUCUCUCGAGGUGCCAGCGCAACAGACCCGACCAAGCAUGGACCGAGCCAGGCCAUCUUACGAGGCCAGCAGUGACUUCACCUCUGCUGCGCGACUGUCUCGCAUCGAGUCAAGUCGGUCCCAUGCUGCCUCGGGCCUUACUUCGCGGCUGCGCGGGCUGUCAUUGACUAAGAGCAAUAAUGUAUAG